Emericellopsis cladophorae is the source of this 1734-nucleotide messenger RNA. Its product is annotated as ATP-dependent DNA helicase II subunit-like protein. The transcript is spliced from 2 exons. Bases 1 to 1734 code for a protein of 577 amino acids. Gene Ontology annotation, molecular function: damaged DNA binding; double-stranded DNA binding; telomeric repeat DNA binding. NCBI's taxonomy places the organism in Eukaryota, Fungi, Ascomycota, Sordariomycetes, Hypocreales, Bionectriaceae. The record is from RefSeq and is a predicted model, not a curated record. Gene Ontology annotation, biological process: cellular response to X-ray; double-strand break repair via nonhomologous end joining; cellular response to gamma radiation. Gene Ontology annotation, cellular component: nucleus; Ku70:Ku80 complex.
AUGGAGCAGCGCAUCAUUUCCAACCCCAAAGACAUGAUGGGCAUUUUGCUGUUCGGCACCCAAAAAUCCAAAUUCCACGAUGACGGUGACGGUCGUGGUGGCUUAGGGUAUCCUCAUUGCUAUCUCUUCACUGACCUGGAUAUACCUGCGGCCGAGGAUGUGAAGGCAUUGAAGGCUCUUGUGGAGGAAGGGGAGGACGAGGAUGAAGUCCUGAAGCCAUCGGAAGAACGGGUCUCCAUGUCAAACGUGCUUUUCUGUGCGAACCAGAUCUUCACCACCAAAGCAGCCAACUUUGGAAGUCGUCGUUUGUUCAUCGUGACAGACAAUGACGACCCACACUCCUCAAGUAAAGAUGCCCGCCAAGCAGCUGCAGUGCGAGCCAAAGACCUGUACGACUUGGGAGUGACCAUCGUCCUUUUCCCCAUCACUCGUGGAGAUAGCACAUUUCGCAUCGAGAAGUUCUACGAUAACAUUAUCUACCAAGACCCUCUUGCGGGCGAAGCCAACAUGUCAGAGGUUCGGUCUUCCAAGUCAGGAGACGGACUGACGCUUUUGAACUCCCUCAUUUCCAAUAUCAACUCGAAACAGACCCCCAAGAGAUCUCUUUUCUCCAAUCUUCCGUUCGAGAUAGCGCCCGGACUGCGAAUCUCCGUCAAGGGGUACAAUGUACUUCACCGACAGACACCCGCGCGCACCUGCUACAUCUGGCUGGACGGCGAAAAGCCACAAAUUGCGGCGGGCGAAACGACGAGAGUGGCCGAGGACAGUGCUCGUACAGUGGAAAAGACCGAUAUUAAGAAAGCAUACAAGUUCGGUGGCGAGUACGUAUACUUUAGCCCCGAAGAGCAGAAGAAGCUGCGAGACUUCGGCUCGCCUGUCAUCCGCAUCAUCGGCUUCAAGCCACGAAGUGCUAUUCCGUUGUGGGCUAGCGUCAAGAAGAGCACGUUUAUCUUCCCAAGCGAGGAGGACUAUGUCGGCUCGACGCGUGUGUACACAGCACUGUGGCAGAAGCUCCUGAAAGACGACAAACUCGGCGUUGCCUGGUGCAUCACGCGGGCCAACGCCCAACCAAUCUUGGCAGCCAUCGUACCGUCGAAGGAGCAGGCGGACGACGACUGUGGAACGCCCUACCUGCCGUCGGGCUUGUGGAUUUAUCCACUGCCCUUUGGCGAUGAUUUGAGGGGCAUCAAGGAAUCUGAUGGGUUCGCACGGAGCUCAGACGAGCUACAGACACAGAUGCGCGUCAUCGUGCAACAACUGCAGCUGCCGAAAGCGAUGUACAACCCGACCAAGUACCCCAACCCGGCGCUGCAGUGGCACUACAAGAUCUUGCAAGCCCUUGCCUUGGAGGAGGAGGUCCCCGAGAAGGCUGAGGAUGCGACAGAGCCCAAGUACAAGGCGAUUAGCAAACGAGCCGGGGGCUAUUUGGAGGAAUGGCAGGAGACGUUGGAGCGAGAUGCCAAGAAUGCGCAAGCAACCAGAGCUGUGAAGCGUGAAGCAGAAAGCGAAUUGCCUGAACGCCCGGCGUCGAAGAAGGCCCGCAGUGGUUCAGAUAAACCCUCGAUGUCUGGCUUGACCCUCCCCCAGGUAAAAUCCGCUGUGGAGAGCGGUGGUAUCGUCAAGAUGACUGUCGCCCAGUUGAAAGACAUUCUAGAGGCACAGGGGUUGAGUACCUCGGGCAGAAAGCUGGAUCUCGUGGAAAGAGUGGAACAAUGGGUGGAAAAGCAUUCCUGA